This is a messenger RNA of Aspergillus caelatus, 679 nucleotides long. Its product is annotated as DUF3759 domain-containing protein. Lineage: Eukaryota; Fungi; Ascomycota; Eurotiomycetes; Eurotiales; Aspergillaceae. The record is from RefSeq and is a predicted model, not a curated record. The transcript has 3 exons. Bases 303 to 617 code for a protein of 104 amino acids.
GGGGCUUAAGCUCCCCCGAUAGUAACCAAGCACCAAAUCAUAGCGCCACAGCCCCGGCCGACCCGCCAUCGCGACUUCGGCUUUCACCAAAGCUUAGCCUAUCAUCUCGAGUACACGUGUCGAGUCUCGACUAAUUGAAUAAUGGCAACAGCAGAAGAGACUAUCAGCUCAGCUCAGCCCCUGACCAGGAGGGGCAACACGGGACUACGAAAAAGAGUAUAAAUACCUCCGCUGAUUCUGUGUUCCAGACACAAACACUCUUCCUCUCUCUACAUCGUUCAACCCAAUCCACAUUAUUCAAAAUGGUCAACCUUCCUUUCGCCGAGUUCCACGAGGACUCCUACAACAAGGUCCAGGAGGGCCACCAGGGUCACCUCACCCACGAUGUCAUCGGUGGAGCUGUGGCCUACGAGGCCAUCAAGAAGUUCAACGAGUACCAGGAGAAGAACGGCAAGGUCGUUGAGCAUGGCCAGGCCAAGGAGAUCAUCGGUGGCUUGCUUGGCGCCGCCGCUACCAAUCUCUUCGAGACCAAGGGUCUCGAUCAGUUUGACAAGUUCAAGGCCGAGCACGAGGCUAAGAAGCACGCUGAGGAGGCUCUCGAGCGCCACUACAACUAAGAGGGUUUAUUUAGACAUUCUCUCUUGAUAUGAUCAUGAAAUAAAGAACAAAUAACUUCAAA